AUGUCGAUCGCAGAGAAGCACGACCACGAUGAGCAGAACGGGGGUGAAGGCCCGAGUGCUCCGCAGGAGCUUUUCAUUACGGCUUUGCAGCAGGUCAAAUCCUCCCAAUCCGAGCUGAUUGACCAGCUCGUAGUCUUGGAAAGAAGUCACUUUCAGGAUCUGGAAGUACAUCUGAUGCUGCGAAAGCAACUUGAGACAGAAGUGGAAAGGCUAACCCGGGAGAUUGAUGCACUCUCUCAGGCCAAAACCACCGCAGCAAGAAAAAAAAAGAUUAAAUCAUCCCGAAAGCCGAAGCAAGUGAUGUACGAGUACGAGAAUCCGGUUGCAAUUGAGCCGGCAGAGGAGCCAGCAGCGAAACCAGACGAGGCCUUCGAGCAUUCAAUGACCACCAACACCAAGAGCCGUUUUACGCAGUUGGUGAAAGCGGAUGCGCAUGUAGACGGGAUCAGCGACGACUUCAGCAUCAACAAGAGAUUGGAGCACGCGCGUGCCAAACUCGAGUCAUCGCGCAACAAUUCGGCGAUGAGAAGAGUCGAGCAGCUUCUCAAAAUGGCAAUGGGCCGAGAUGAGGACUCAGAGGACGACCGGUCAGGAAACAGCGAACUUCGAUGGCUGAUGUUUGAAGCCACGGCGGCUGCCUUGAUCGCCGUCAACUCCGUCCUGCUAGGCUUGGAGGUGCAGUACACCUCAUCGAACCUUCAGCCCAACCUCUCCUUCAUGUUGGGCAGCGUUCUGUUCGGAGUGUGGUUCAUUUUCGAAGUGUUCGUCCGAAUGUAUCAUGUGGGCCCCAUCCAGUUCUUCAUGAAUGAUUCACGCUGGUGGAAUAUUUGUGACCUUUUCCUCAUGGGAGUCAGCGUGCUGGAUAUUUGCCUGCUUCUACUGGGUGGUGCUUCGACAUCUCUUUCCAGCCUCAAAAUCUUGAAGAUGAUCAGAGUGGUUCGGCUUUUCCGAGUGUUCCGGUUUUUCCAGCAGCUCGCCACAUUAGCCCUGAUGGUCGCAGAGUCUGUGAAGCAGCUCCUGUGGGCCCUUUCCAUGUUUGUCCUAAUCAUGUAUAUUUUCGCAAUUACGUUGACGAGCUCGUGCACCGACUGGCUGAAGUCACAGGUCGACUUCAGCAAACCAGACUGGGAGUGGGACGUUGCGAACACAAGCCAACCUGGUGUUAAGGAAGUCCAUCACUUCUUUGGGAGUCUGCCGCGCAGUGGGUACACUCUUAUUCAGACAACACUGGGAGGAAUUAGUUGGCACGAGGUUACAGAUUCACUUCUAUACGUUGAUGCCAUCUCCUUUUGCUUGAUGUUCGCCUACUUGGUCUUCACUAUCCUGGCCCUGCUGAACGUUUUCACAGGUGUUUUUGUGGACAAUGCUGUCCAGAACUCCAAAAAGCAACGCCAGAUCCAGAUUGAGGAAACCCUGGAGAAGAAGCGCAUGGGGCUAGAUCAGAUCAUCGAAUUUUUCGUAGCCACAGACCUUGAUGGCGACGGAACGAUCAGCCUGCAUGAAAUCCAUGCGUUGUUGCAAGAUCCUGUGAUGAACGCUUAUUUUGACAUCAUCGGCUUCAGACCUGGAGAUGCUCAGAUGCUCGCCGACCUGCUAGACAGGGACGGAUCAGGUGCCAUCACCCUGAACGAGUUCAUAAAUGGUUGUGAGCGGAUGAAGGGUCAAGCCAAGGGUAUUGACGUGCAUCUACUCUUGUUGAAGUGUCACCACAUCUACGAGAAGUUGGAAAGGCUGGAUGUGCUUGCUCGUGGCACUCCUUUCCAAGCAACCAAUUGCGACUGCAGCAAAUGA
This is a messenger RNA of Symbiodinium necroappetens, 1791 nucleotides long. NCBI's taxonomy places the organism in Eukaryota, Dinophyceae, Suessiales, Symbiodiniaceae. The record is from the annotation of a GenBank genome assembly.